Messenger RNA from Columba livia (rock pigeon), 3285 nucleotides. RefSeq names its product twisted gastrulation BMP signaling modulator 1 (gene TWSG1). Bases 308 to 979 code for a protein of 223 amino acids. Lineage: Eukaryota; Metazoa; Chordata; Aves; Columbiformes; Columbidae. The record is from RefSeq and is a predicted model, not a curated record. The transcript is spliced from 5 exons. Gene Ontology annotation, biological process: regulation of BMP signaling pathway.
AGCAGGGGUCGUGCUCCAGGGGGAGGCCGAGGAAAAGUGUCGGGAAGCCGCGGUCGGUGAAACGAAAACACAGCGGUGGAGGGAGCUGAGGGGAAGGGGCACGGACGCGUCCGGUGCAUCCGAGCAGGGCUCUCCUGGAAACGGCAUCGCUCCGGCUCCGCUCCUCGGGAGCCUUUUACACAACAGCCCGCUGUCGGAGCGCUGCGGUGCGGUGUCCAAACACGCCCGGAUCGCCCAUCGAGCCCAAGCAUCGUGCAGCGCCCCUGUUGGUUGAAGUACUUGUGAAAAUUGCUCACCUGGAGGAAACAUGAGGUCACAGUACGUCACGGCGCCCACGGUCGCUCUCCUCCUGUUCCUGCUGUGGAUCCAGUCGUCAACAGGCUGCAAUAAGGCCCUCUGUGCUAGCGAUGUCAGUAAAUGCCUGAUACAGGAGCUGUGUCAGUGCCGCCCUGGGGAAGGAAACUGUUCCUGCUGUAAGGAGUGCAUGCUCUGCCUGGGCACACUUUGGGAUGAGUGCUGUGACUGUGUUGGUAUGUGCAAUCCCCGCAAUUACAGCGACACCCCUCCAACAUCCAAGAGCACCGUCGAGGAGUUGCAUGAACCGAUUCCUUCACUUUUCCGGGCGCUGACAGAAGGGGAUACUCAGCUGAACUGGAAUAUUGUUUCCUUCCCUGUGGCAGAAGAACUGUCACACCACGAGAACCUCGUUUCCUUUUUAGAAACAGUGAACCAGCCACAGCAUCAAAAUGUCUCUGUUCCAAGCAACAAUGUCCACACAUCUUACUCGAAUGACAAAGAGCACAUGUGUACUGUGGUGUAUUUUGACGACUGCAUGUCAAUACAUCAGUGCAAGAUCUCUUGCGAGUCCAUGGGAGCAUCCAAAUACCGAUGGUUUCACAACGCCUGCUGUGAGUGUAUUGGGCCAGAAUGCAUUGACUAUGGCAGUAAAACUGUAAAAUGUAUGAACUGCAUGUUCUGAAGCAGAAAAAUUGUAGUGUAGCAAUACUGAGGCCAAAGUAAUCUCUCUCGGUUAAAGAGACAGGGAUUGCAAAUACUGUGUUUUGGUGGAGUGCCUACUGGUUGCAAUUAAAUGUACCUAGUUGAAAAAAAGAUGUAUAAAAUCUGAAAACUUUUUUUUUUUUCCUUUAUUUUUUAAAAUUCAUGUAAGCAAGGCUAACUAGUAGAAGUUUCAUCACUAUGUUUUAAAUUUAUUUUUCUUUAUUUCUGCUCAAAUGGUACAGCCAUGCUCAUCCUUGCUGUUCUGAUUGUUUUCCUUUGAUUUGAAAGUAUUGACUAUACUGGUUUUUGGAAUGUAGUACUAUAUCUUGUAGUUUAGAGUAGGGAAACCUUAAGAAUAUGGUAAUGAAAUUCCCAUCAUUUAAGUUCAACAAAUAAUUAAAUGGCUGCUAGGGCAGUGGGAGGUGGUUGCUCUUUGAGGGGAUGGGUUUUUUGCUUUUGCUUUCUGGUUUUGUUUUUUGUCUUUAUUACCUUCCAGUUUUUGAGCUUAGUCUUCUAUUGUGAAAAUGGUAUUUGGCGAAAAAGAAAAAUUAAUGCUUUUUCUUCAAGUUCAACACAUGGGCUGUCAUGGAUAAAAUCCUAACUUCUUAGAAGGGCUGCCCAACAAAACACUAUGAAUGGGACACUUUUCUUCCAAGUUUCAUUUGCUCUGCUCUCAUAAGUACAUUGGAGCCUGUGUUGUGUAAUUUAUAUAUUUCAAAAAUAUAUAUCUUUUCAGUCUUCUCUUAGGCACCAAAAUAAAGCUGUUAAGUGCAGUUGCAUGUCCCUCUCAGGGUCACUUAGUCCCUGAACAUUCAGUCCAGUAAAGGAAACAUGAAAGGUUUUUAUGGAUUUAAUGACUAAAUGAAUAAAGAAAAUGAAAUGACAUGAACUAGCAGGUGGCACACAGUUACCAGUUGAGCAGUUGGCACUAAGACUGUUGCCAUUUAGUAGUUUGCCAUUAAUAUUUAUUCUGAAAUACAAUUUUCUUUUUUCUCCCAUGGAAUGUUGUCACUGGAGAAGGGAAGAUGUGUCCACAAAGGCGAAAUUAGGAUGUUCUGAGUUUAGAACACUGUCCAUUUCUGUAAGGGUUUUAAUAUGUUGACAGUUACUAUGACCCAGUUAGGUCUCCAUUGAUAAUGGUACUAAGUACAAGAAUAAAGUGUAUGAGUAGGUAACGACCAGCUUUUGGUAUUUAUAUUCAUGUGGGUUUUAACUCCUUGAAAUUUUUUUAAUGCAUAUAUACAUAUGCACACACAGAAAAAGAAUAUUUGACUAUUCAUGUUUCUCUCACUAACUUUAGUCUAGAGGGAUUAAACUGUUUUCUAGUCACAUCUAUCUGUACCAUGUACAAAUGAAAGCAGUCAUUUUAAAUUUAUUUUGUUGAAAUGUUUGCCUGAAUGUUUUUUCAUAUUUUUUCAUGAUACAGUUCUUUCAAUAAGAUGAAACAUAAUAAUAAAAAAAAUCUGCUCUUGUGAAUAAUGUUAGUUUUUUCAGUCUCUUUUUCAGCUGUAAAGAAGUACUUGAAAGAUGAAUGUUUAUUGUUUUGAGCUAGUGGAAAAUGGAAUACCUUCAUGCCUUAAACUUACAAUUAAGUGAUAAAAAUCAUAGACAUGAAUAGAAAAACUUAUAUCAUCACGAAGGAGUCAUUCUUCCUGUAUUUGACAAUUCACAUUGUCUUUUUUUUUUCUGCUUGAGUUUCUUAAAAUGAAUGGAGAGGAAGAACACAUUAGAGUUGGUUGUGCCUGAUUUUGGCUGGAGGGUGAUGCAUCAUCAUUCUUGACCAAGACAGGAGACGUACAGUGAGCAUGGCUACAGGUCAUGAGCAUCCUUCAGGUUCGUGUUAAAUUAUUGCAAACGUUACAUUAGUUCAGAAUCUUCUUGGAGGAAAAAAAACAAAGGGCAGAUGUUUCUGGUCAGGCACCUGCUGCACCAUGGAUCUGUGACACUGUGACACUUACAUCAUCAGAAUUUCCCUGUCAGGUCAAGUCCAGGGAACAGCAAGCGUGGGGAGCGGGAGGGACUGGGGGGAACUUGCCUCACGGGUGUCCGGGAAACACUGUGGAGAACGGCACAAACAUGUAAAUACGGUUGUCUGUGUCAUGGCCUGAGAGCCAGCAGCGAGGAUCCACGUUUUCUGGGGCUUGCCUUAUUUUCUGUAAUUCCGAAUGCUGCCUGGAGCUUGCUGUAAGCCUUGUGUAUAUGCAAAUGUCGUACAGCAACAGCCAGUGUAUUUUAUUACAAUGAGUGUUUUAAGAAGUAUUUUAAUAAAAAGACAUUACUGGUUUA